AUGCAGAAGACAGAUGGUAUUAGAAUCCCGGGCAUUAUUUUGGAUGAGUUGAAGACUCUCGAUUACAGUCAGGAUGAAAGGUUUUCUACUGCAGACGAUAAAAAGAGAAAAAGAGGAAAUGGUAAACAUAUGAGUCGUAAAGAAAAGAGAAAGAUACAACGUGCUGAAAAGAAACAGAAAAGCAUUCCAACUAGGGAAAGGACUCCUACACUUUUAAGACCAACGUCUACGCUCAAAGAGAGGGGUGCAAAUUCAGUUAAGAAGGAUGUAGUUAACCAAGUCAGCAGCAGACGUUCCAUUUCUUCAGAAGUGAGCGAAGAUCUAGACGAUCAAGGGUUUCCUGGCGAGGAAUUGAGCGAUGAUGACUACGAUGAGGCAUUCGGUGAUGACGAUUUUGAUGAAAAGCUAGAAGUGGAUGGUGAGCAAACAAUGUCUGUUGAAGACACAAUGAAAGAAUUGGAAUUAUUGAAGCAGAAAAAAACUAAUGGAAAAGGAGCUGAAAAGUUUGGAAAACAUGAGGGAAAAUCCAAUGAUAAAAGGCAUAUUCAAAGUGAAGGUACAAGUGAAGAUUUUAUAAGUUAUCCGUUGGCACCUUCAGAUAGAGCAGCUUUUGAAAGAGAUGAAAUGGAUAUGCAAUACUAUGCGAAGAAACUUGGCUUAAAGGGAGAGAAGAGGACUAUACGUGCGAAAGAUGAAUUUGAUGCUAUUGGUGGACUUCUGGAAGGCUUGGACUAUUUCGAAGAUUACGGUAAAGAUGACGAAGAGUACGGAGAUUUUGCGGCAGUAUCCAAAUCUGUGAAAGAUGAUGAAGGCGAACGUGAGAAAGCAUUCUCCUCUGAUGACGAUCUUUCGACUUCUGAUUUUGAAAAUUCCGAUGAUUUUGAUCAAUCUAGCGACGACAGCGUUGCGGAAUCAGACGAUAAUGAAACAAGAGAAAAGGAAAACCCGUAUGUUGCCCCAACACAGCCUGAAGGGAGUUAUAUUCCACCCUCGCUGAGAAAAAAAUUGAUUGAUCAUGACGGUAACGCUGCUUUGUCUGAAAUUAGGAAAAGGGUUAAUUCAUCGUUGAACAAGCUUUCAGAUUCCAACAUUGCUAUUAUUAUUACUGAAUUGAAUGGUUUGUAUGAUUCGUUCCCAAGGCAGUAUGUGACAGAAUCGUUGACCAAAGGAAUUUUAAUUAUCAUCAGCCAAAACCAAAAGUUAUUGGACGGAUUCAUAAUGAAUUACGCUGCUGUUGCCUAUACUUUAUGGAAACUAAGAGGUAUUGAAAUGGGUGCAUUCUUUAUUCAGAAAACAGUAGAAAGCUUUUUACAACACUACAAAGAGGGAAUGGAAAAUGCGUCUGAAAAUCAGCAGGAGAAAUUCGUUUCCAAAAUAUGUAGCAAUAUUGUGACCCUGUUAUCGUAUUGUUACAACUUUGGUUUUGUAUCAUGCCGCUUGGUUUAUGAUAUUAUUCGUAUAUCCGUAGCAGAUCCUAAUGAAUUCGCUACUGAAUUGCUUCUAAGGGUUAUAUCCGUUUCAGGGCAACUAAUCCGUGGUGAUGAUCCCUCCGCUUUGCGAGAUAUACGAUCUGAACUGCUAAACAAUGCCAAGAAUUUAGAGCAGCAAAGUCCAAGACUAAGGUUUUUAAUGGAUACUAUGACUGACUUGAAAAACAACAGAUUGAAACCUUCAAUUUUGGCGGCUGACCACCAUCCUUUAAAAAAGAGUUUGCAAAGUGUUUUAAGAUCAUCGUCUUCUCAAGAACCUUUGCAAGUUUCUCUCGACGAUAUCAAGCAUAUUGAUACUAAGGGUAAAUGGUGGCUGGUUGGUGCUUCUUGGAAAGGAAACAUGGAAAAUGCUUUCGAGGUUUCAAAUGAUAAUAAUGAAAAUAUUGGUAAAUCCAAGAAAGCCAAAGUUCUAAUAGAGGACGAUCUUCUCGAUGAUAUUCCCGAUUGGAGCGUCAUUGCCAGACAACAGCGUAUGAACACCGAUAUUCGUAGGGCUAUAUUCAUUAGUAUUAUGUCGGCGCAAGACUAUCUAGAUGCAUUUGGCAAGCUUGAAAAGUUAAGCUUAAAAAACAAACAAGUUCUUGAAAUCCCGAGAGUUAUUCUACAUUGCCUUUUGGCUGAUAGUGGGUCCAAUGGUUAUAAUCAUUAUUACGCACUGGUCGCAAAUAAAAUUUGUGAAAGAUAUAGUCAUUUAUCAAAAUCAUUUCAAUUUUUAUUUUGGGAUGUGAUAAAGAAGUUUGAGGAGAAGUCAGGAUCCGAUUCUGAAAGUGAAGCAGACGAGGAAGAUGAUUUGGACGAUAACAAGAAACUAGUUAGUAUUUCAAAUCAGGGAAGAUUUUUCGGAUCAUUGCUCGCUAAUGAUAUUCUAAAACUGGAUGUUUUCAAGCACGUUUCAUUCAUGGGUGGGUUAAAUACAGAGGGAAUGUUAUUUAUGGAGAUAUUACUGUUUCAGCUAUUAUUAGCUGUUGCUAAGAAAAGUGAAACAAAAUUGAAAAAAGAUGAAAACGGAAAUAGACGCACAACCUAUUCCAAUGAUCAUUUGCGUGAUGUUUUAACAAAAAAUGUCAAAUCAGAGAAUAUGCCUUUUAUUCUUAAAGGUUUGAGGUGGUUCAUUAACAAGAAGUUUAAGUAUCAUAAUUUCCUCUCGGGCAAAAGGGGUGAUAAGGCUUUCGAUAGAGAUGAAAGAAGAUUGGCUUGGGCUUCAAAGACAGCCAAAUCUAUUUUAGAUAAGGAGUUGGAACAGGCUGAUUUGUAA
Messenger RNA from Saccharomyces eubayanus, 2745 nucleotides. It is a transcript of the gene SGD1, whose product is annotated as Sgd1p. The record is from RefSeq and is a predicted model, not a curated record. Gene Ontology annotation, cellular component: nucleolus. Bases 1 to 2745 code for a protein of 914 amino acids. The transcript has a single exon. Gene Ontology annotation, molecular function: RNA binding; protein binding. Lineage: Eukaryota; Fungi; Ascomycota; Saccharomycetes; Saccharomycetales; Saccharomycetaceae. Gene Ontology annotation, biological process: ribosomal small subunit biogenesis.